AUGACUCAAGGCUCAGCAUCACAGGAGCGCCGUCGCUAUUGGCUGCUCACAUCUCCUCGCACAGCGUCCAACUUGCUGGUCAAGGUGCUGAACCUUGACGAGCAGGGCGUUCGUCCCGCUCGUGAAGGCGGAUAUUUCUUCCUGCCUUCAAUCGGAACGCGAUUGAAUCUACUCCAGAAGCCCAUGGAAGACUGGACUGAGGAGGAGUGUAAGGACCUGGAAGAUCGACAGAAGGAAUGCCUGAGCCGGCUUGAGGAAUACAUCGCCGCUGCCGACCAGGAAGGGCAACUCGUCUAUGUCAAGGAGCACGCAAUUAUGUUGACGAGUGCUUUCUAUGAUUCUCAGUACACGUAUGGAACCGUCAAUGUCCCUGGGGAGCCCAAAACCUUUGUCACGACAAACGCGCCGAACCCAACUCGUUCGUCGCUCAACCUCACGUUUCUGCCUGACGAGUUCCUCAAGAUUUGGAGCCCAACAUUUCUAAUUCGCCAUCCUGCCAUGCAACUUCCAUCUUUAUUCCGAACUUGCCUCACCAGGAUGGAGAUGGACGGCUUUUCCCGCUGGCAGAAGGAGCCCCUUGACAUCGAGGUGACUAUGAAGUGGUUCCGAGCCAUGUAUGACUUUUACGUCAAACAUUUCGGAGAGGAUAGCCAGUGGCCGAUUGUUCUCGAUGCCGACGAUAUCAUGACCUCCCCUAACUUGGUUUCCAAGUAUGCUGCACUGGCAGGUCUCGAUCAGGACAAGCUACGAUUCUCCUGGGACAAGGCAAACAAGGAGAAGCUGGAUAGCCUGUCGAGCAUGGAGCAAAGGAUGUUGAGCACCAUCAAUGCAAGCUCCAAGAUUGAUUCAUCAAAAGUAGCUGGAAAUAUCGACAUUGACGAUGAGGCUGCCAAGUGGAGGAGUGAGUUUGGCGAGGAAGGGGGACGGAAGUUGGAGCAGUGGGUUAGGGAUGCGAUGCCGGAUUAUACCUUUUUGCAUUCGAAGAGGCUGAGGGCGGACUAA
Molecule: messenger RNA, 1002 nt
Organism: Fusarium keratoplasticum
Lineage: Eukaryota; Fungi; Ascomycota; Sordariomycetes; Hypocreales; Nectriaceae
Exons: 1
Coding region: 1-1002 (333 amino acids)
Source: RefSeq, a predicted model, not a curated record